GUGUUCUCGUCCGGAUCGAUGGCGUUUGUCCUGUUUGACGAGGCGGGCUAAUAAUUGACGGACGGUGUCCUCGGAGGCUUGUUUAGCCGCCGCGGACUUGGGGAGACAACAGUGUGUGUUCGGGACGGUCAGGAUGAACCUUUGCCUUGUCCUGCCGCUUCUCCUCAUCUGUCCCUCCAACUGGGAGGUGACCCGGGCGGCGACCGACCCUGACAACUUUUUGGGUCCAGAGGAGUGUCUCAGCAGGAAGCCCACGCGUGCCUCCUGUGACCUGGUCUUUUGCGCCCCGUGGGAGCGAUGCAUCGAGGGACGUUGCUCCUGCAAGCCGCCCUAUUUGUGUCCCAGCGAGGACGUCACCCCCGUUUGUGGGCGGGACGGCCGCCUCUACCGCUCCUACUGCCAGGCCAUGGCCUUGUCGUGUCGCGGCGGCAAGUCGGCCAUGUCCCACUUCGACCGAACGUGCUCAGAGGAGCGGCCCAAGUUCCGGAGUUUCCUGGAUCCCCGCACGGGCGCGCUCAGCCUCUUCGUCCCCGACCGAGCCGGCGUCGGCGGGGGCGGGGGAAAGCGCUUGCUGGUUUGCGGGCAGCGCUGGGACGCGGCCGCCGCCAAUGUGGCCUGCAGGGAUCACGGCCACCCGCUCGGCGCCGCGUCUGCCGGCUCCGUGGCCUUCGGUGACCUGAGGCGAGGUCGCGCCCCCUCGCCGUUGCCCGACCGCUGCGUCGUCGUUCGCUGCCGAGGCUUCGAGACGUCGCUGGCCGAGUGCGUCAUCCACGACGCCGUCCCGGUGGGCGAGGGCCGGGUCGCCACGGCGACCUGCUACGACGGCCAGGAGGCGCCCCGAGAAUGCGGCUUCGCCUGCGCCAACGGCAAGUGCGUGUCCGCCGACCGGACGUGCGACGGCAUCGACGACUGCGGCGACCGCAGCGACGAGAUGUGCUGCAAACGCUGCAGGAGGGGCGCCUUCCGCUGCGACUCGGGCGUGUGCGUGCAGGCCGACGUGCUGGCUGACAGUCAGAGGGACUGUUUGGCGGGAGAGGACGAGGCGCCGACGCACGAGCCAACCGGGACGGAGACGAACGGCACAGAGUACGUCUCUCCUAGGAAAGAAACGCGCGCCAGCCGUGCCCACCUGGAGUCCAAGUUGCAGUGCGGCGUGGCCAAUUUGACGGCCGCGAUGGACGCCAGCGUGGGGGACCGAGCCGGCCGCGUCAAGAGAGUCGUCGGCGGCGUCGCGGCCAACCGGACGCAGAUCCAGUGGCAGGUGGGCCUGGAGGACGACGGCAGGAUCAACUGUGGGGGGACUUACAUCGGAGGCUGCUGGGUGGUCACGGCGGCGCACUGCGUCAGACCCAACCCGUCGGCCUACCGGGUGAAGUUCUCCAUCUGGCAAAAGUCCACGCCUCAGGACACCACCGACAUCAUCCCCGUGGGCGCCGUCAUCAUUCACCCCAGGUACAACGCCAGCACGUACGAGAACGACAUCGCCCUGGUGCGGCUCAAGGAGCUCCCGGAGAAGCCCGGCAAGUGCAUGGUGGACAACCCCGCCGUCAAGCCCGCCUGCGUGCCCUGGUCGCCGCGCCUCUUUGCCGCCAACCACACGUGCAGCAUCUCGGGCUGGGGACGCACGUCAGAUGUGGGGAAAACCUCGCAGGUUCUGCAGUGGGCCAACGUGUCCCUCAUCCACGACUGCCGGCGCUUCUACAAGGACCGCUUCAGACCCGGCAUGAUGUGCGCCGGUGACCUGGACGGCAACGUGGACUCCUGCCAGGGCGACAGCGGCGGCCCCCUGGUGUGCCAGGACCACCUGGGCGUGUCCUACCUGUGGGGCAUCGUCAGCUGGGGCGAUCAAUGCGGCCAGCCCGGCUUGCCGGGCGUCUAUACGCAGGUGGCGCACUACUUCGAGUGGAUCCGCCUGCAGACCGGCUGGCCCGCCGUCACCAAGUUCAACUCGUGAUGGGCGCCGCCAUCAUCCUUUUAUCUUCAUUGUCGGCUGUUUUUGUUUGGAGGUGACAUUAAAUGCACAGCGUGAAAGAUG
Hippocampus zosterae (dwarf seahorse) is the source of this 2035-nucleotide messenger RNA. RefSeq names its product complement factor I (gene cfi). The record is from RefSeq and is a predicted model, not a curated record. Gene Ontology annotation, cellular component: membrane. Gene Ontology annotation, biological process: proteolysis. Gene Ontology annotation, molecular function: protein binding; serine-type endopeptidase activity. The transcript has 17 exons. Lineage: Eukaryota; Metazoa; Chordata; Actinopteri; Syngnathiformes; Syngnathidae. The coding region runs from base 134 to 1954 and encodes 606 amino acids.